AUGGAAUUUAUGACCAACAUACUCACUACUUGGACUAAACCUGAAGUGCAAGUUAUCCCCAAAGUGGAGAUGAUGGCCAGGCUGAUGUCUCUGACAGAAUUUGGUGAUUUUCUGGAAUCUUUUCCUCUCUCACAUGAUAUACCUGUGAUUCAUGGAGGUUUGCAUCUGGGAAGCAGAGCAGGUGGGAGGGCUGUGAAGGAUCCAAAAGGCCAGGCUGAGUACCACAGAUGGUACAAAGAGCACCCAGGGGUGCCAUUGGCAUGGAUGACUGCAAUGCCACAGCCAUUCACUGUUGUGGGCAUCUGCUCAGACUGUCAUACACUGAAUCUGUUUGCCUUUUGCAGAGAACUCUUUAUGAUUUCUCACCUUGGACAACUGUUCAAUGCUUUGCUUCUCAUGCAACAGCCAAAUGGAGAGUGCAUGAGGGUUGCUGCAGAGAACAAGAUUGUUGUCUCGGGCCUCAGGACCAAUGUCACCUCCAAGAACAUUCUGGCAGCAGUCUUGGAAAGCCUUUGA
Pisolithus orientalis is the source of this 516-nucleotide messenger RNA. RefSeq lists its product as uncharacterized. NCBI's taxonomy places the organism in Eukaryota, Fungi, Basidiomycota, Agaricomycetes, Boletales, Pisolithaceae. The transcript has a single exon. The record is from RefSeq and is a predicted model, not a curated record. The coding region runs from base 1 to 516 and encodes 171 amino acids.